Molecule: messenger RNA, 1945 nt
Organism: Neofelis nebulosa (Clouded leopard)
Lineage: Eukaryota; Metazoa; Chordata; Mammalia; Carnivora; Felidae
Gene: CRHR1
Product: corticotropin releasing hormone receptor 1
Exons: 13
Coding region: 298-1581 (427 amino acids)
Biological process (GO): adenylate cyclase-activating G protein-coupled receptor signaling pathway; cell surface receptor signaling pathway
Cellular component (GO): plasma membrane; neuron projection
Molecular function (GO): corticotrophin-releasing factor receptor activity; corticotropin-releasing hormone receptor activity; corticotropin-releasing hormone binding
Source: RefSeq, a predicted model, not a curated record
GCCGAGGCGGGGAGCUGCGCGGACCGAAGGGGAGGCGGCGGGGACGCCGGGCGGCUGCGGGUCCGGCUGAGUCGGGAAGCGGCGGCCGGACCAGCCCGGGCCGGGGAGAGCGGGAGCCCGCGGGGCCGGGCUGGGCUGCGGGGCCGGGGAGCGCGGAGCCGGGCACCUCGGCGCCGGGCAGCGACACGGGAACCCGGCCGCCCAGCCCGCGCCGCCCCAGCCCUCAACCGCCGGCCGGCCCCUCUGGGAUGUCCCAGGGACCCAGGCGUCCGGGACGGUGACCGAGCGAGCCCGAGGAUGGGACGGCGCCCGCAGCUCCGGCUCGUCAAGGCCCUUCUCCUCCUGGGGCUGAACGCCAUCUCCGCCUCCUUCCAGGACCAGCCCUGCGAGAGCCUGUCCCUGGCCAGCAAUAUCUCCGGACUGCAAUGCAAUGCAUCCGUGGACCUCAUUGGCACCUGCUGGCCCCGGAGCCCUGCGGGGCAGCUGGUGGUUCGACCCUGCCCUGCCUACUUCUACGGUGUCCGCUACAACACCACAAGUAAGGAAGCCUCUGGAGGGCGGACCAUCUGCCGAGACAACGGCUACCGGGAGUGCCUGGCCAAUGGCAGCUGGGCCGCCCGUGUGAACUACUCGGAAUGCCAGGAGAUCCUCAGUGGGGAGAAGAAAAGCAAGGUACACUACCAUGUCGCUGUCAUCAUCAACUACCUGGGCCACUGCGUCUCUCUGGUGGCCCUCCUGGUGGCCUUUGUCCUCUUUCUGCGGCUCAGGAGCAUCCGGUGCCUGCGAAACAUCAUCCAUUGGAACCUCGUCUCGGCCUUCAUCCUGCGCAAUGCCACGUGGUUUGUGGUCCAGCUCACCAUGAGCCCCGAAGUCCACCAGAGCAAUGUGGGCUGGUGCAGGUUGGUGACAGCCGCCUACAACUACUUCCACGUGACCAACUUCUUCUGGAUGUUCGGGGAGGGCUGCUACCUGCACACGGCCAUCGUGCUCACCUACUCCACCGACCGGCUGCGCAAGUGGAUGUUCAUCUGCAUCGGCUGGGGUGUGCCUUUCCCCAUCAUCGUGGCCUGGGCCAUUGGGAAGCUGUACUACGACAAUGAGAAGUGCUGGUUUGGCAAAAGGCCUGGGGUAUACACUGACUACAUCUACCAGGGCCCCAUGAUCUUGGUCCUGCUGAUCAAUUUUAUCUUCCUUUUCAACAUCGUCCGCAUUCUCAUGACCAAACUCCGGGCGUCCACCACAUCUGAGACCAUUCAGUACAGGAAGGCUGUGAAGGCCACUCUGGUGCUGCUUCCCCUCCUGGGCAUCACGUACAUGCUGUUCUUUGUGAACCCCGGGGAGGACGAGGUCUCCCGGGUCGUCUUCAUCUACUUCAACUCCUUCCUGGAAUCCUUCCAGGGGUUCUUCGUGUCUGUAUUCUACUGUUUCCUCAACAGUGAGGUCCGCUCUGCCGUCCGGAAGAGGUGGCACCGAUGGCAGGACAAGCACUCGAUCCGCGCCCGCGUGGCCCGCGCCAUGUCCAUCCCCACCUCCCCGACCCGUGUCAGCUUCCACAGUAUCAAGCCGUCCACGGCCGUCUGAGCUCGAGGGCCGGGGAGGGGAAGACGGUCUCCAGGCUCAGCCAGCUGCCCUGUCUGUGGAGGGGAUCAGCGCCUCCCCACACCCUGCGCCCCCAGAAGCAUCUGGCACGGACAUCCUCGCGGGGGGGGUCCCCCCUGGCUGAACCCCCAGCUGAGCGGGAGUUCAGCCUAUGAGAGCAGACCCAGUCUGGGCCAGGGGAUGACGGGAAAUAGCCUAUAAAGACUGGGCCGGGCCCACGGCCUCUGGCUCCCCCUUGCCCCAGGCCCCCCUGGAGGCGACAUCAGAAUGGAGUAGAAAUGGCCAGGUGGAAAUCCAAAGCAGCACACGGGUCUCUCCAAAAGGUGUCUUCUCCCACGACACAAGA